Messenger RNA from Passer domesticus (house sparrow), 2626 nucleotides. Its product is annotated as arylamine N-acetyltransferase, pineal gland isozyme NAT-3-like. The coding region runs from base 577 to 1518 and encodes 313 amino acids. Gene Ontology annotation, molecular function: arylamine N-acetyltransferase activity. The record is from RefSeq and is a predicted model, not a curated record. The transcript has 2 exons. NCBI's taxonomy places the organism in Eukaryota, Metazoa, Chordata, Aves, Passeriformes, Passeridae.
CUGAAGAGCAGCUGGAGAGCAGUCCUCCAGCCCUGCCUGCCUGCCUGUGCUAAGCAGAGGACAGCCACGAACCUUGCAGGCUUUAGCCUAGAACCACCCCAAGGCCCGGAGGCACACUGGCACUAGAACUGAUUUUCCAGGUCACAUCUUUUACCACGGGCACAGAGAGUAGGAGCAGGUGAGACCAGCUGAUGCCUGGCUGCCUAAAUAAUGGAUGAAACACCAAGGCAGGACAGAUUUGCUUCAGAUUUGGUUGCAGAAGAGACUCUGGAUCCCACUGCAAGAUGGGAGGGUUUGUUUUCUGCUUCUGCUUUGCUGAAACCACGAGCAAAGCAGUUCAGAUCUGGAGAGUCUCAGUUCCUAUAAUUUCUAGCAAGGAAAUAUCGGGCAGGAACUCUGCUGAAAUAUGCUUAGCACAGCUGGAGCCCCUCGUCACAGCUGUAAAAGAGGCAAAUAAAAAUAACAUUUGUGCUCAUCAGCAGUGUCCCAUUGGCUUCUCUCAGCACUAUUACUCAGCUGCCUUUGAGACAGAUAUUAUCAAAUCCUGCUCUUCUUCUGAGCACCCCAUUAAAAGGGAUGGGCAAGAGCAUUCCACCACUUCUGACACAGCCUAUUAUUUUUUCCCACCCUUCUCUCAGAGGCAGCAUGGACAUCAAGGAGUAUUUUGCCAGAAUUUCUUACCAGGGCUCCCACAACAAGCCAGACCUGGCUACCAUGACAGAUAUAUUCCAGCACCACAUCCGAGCUGUUCCUUUUGAAAACCUCAGCAUCCACUGUGGAGAAAGAAUUGAGCUGGACCUGGAAGCGAUCUACAACAAGAUAGUGAAGAAGAAACGUGGGGGCUGGUGCAUGGAAAACAACAACAUACUGUCAUGGGUCCUGAAAACUCUUGGCUACAACGUCACCCUGCUGGGAGCAAAAGUUUAUGUCCCAGAGUUUGAUGCCUACCCAGAAGAAAUUGAUCAUCUGCUGCUACGAGUGGACCUUGAUGGCAAAUCCUACAUUGUGGAUGGGGGAUUUGGGAUGGCCUACCAGCUGUGGCAGCCAAUGGAGCUGAUUUCAGGGACAGAUCAGCCUCAGACUCCCGGGGUCUUUCGUUUUCAGGAUGAGAAUGGGACCUGGUAUCUGGAGAAAGUGAAAAGGAAGCAGUGUGUUCUGAACCCAAGCACCUCGACUUCCCCAAAUGUGGAAAAUGAAGUUUGCCGUCGGAUUUAUCUCUUUACUCUUCAGCCACGAGACAUUGAGGAGUUCAGGGGCUGCAAUUCCCUCCUGCAGACAGCACCUGACUCUCUCUUUGUGACAAAGUCCAUCUGCAGCCUGCAGACUGCUGAUGGCAUCCGGGCACUGGUGGGAUGGAAACUCACAGAGAUAAAAUACAAUUAUAGGGACAAUAUGGAUCUUGUGGAAAUCAGAAUCCUUGCAGAUGAAGAAAUAGAGAAAACAUUAAAGGAGAAAUUCAAUAUAACACUAGACAAGAAAUUUGUACCUGUCAAUACGAGCAGGUUAUCUCUGUUCUAACUCAGUGCCUGGAUUACAAUUCAAUUCAGUGGCAUUACAGGCAAUUCUUCCCUCUCUUUCUGACAAGCAUCCAAAGGUUAAUCUUUCUCCUUCCAACUACACCAGUGUAAGGCAGAACAUACUAGCAAGAAUCUGGAAAACAAAUGGAUUUUCACAACUAUUCCUGCAUUUCUUUUAGGCUGGGUACAAUUAAUGUCUGCCAAGCUCAAUCAAAUCGUUACCCUUCUGUUUGUGCUUAGCAGGAAGCAGACUCAGCCCAUUCCCUACUCCUUUCAUCUCUUAAAAGCUUUUCUGAACACACCCAGUGGAGUUGGGCAGAAUGAUGGAGCUGUAUGUCUUGGUCUUUAGUACCUGGUGCAGGUAAUAAGAGGCAGAUAUCCAGGCCUUUUCCCACCUUGGGAAAAUGAUACCUGCCUCUUAAAUGAAUACUAUAUUCUUUUGGGAGUGUAAUAGCCAAGACCACAAAGACAUCCUGUGCUGAGUUCCUCCUGUCGAGCCAUAAGCCUGUUCUCCUUGCUCUCACAUCCCCAACACCCUCUCACAUGGCACUCAGGCCAUCCCACACCUGUGCAAAGUCACCGUGUGACCACUUGAUGACAGGUUAGUUAUGACUCAGAACUGAGGAUAAGAAAUGUUAUUGACAAUUCUGUGUUGUUUCAGACUUUGCACAGCUCCUGUUGUCUCAGUGACAUAACCAAAGAGCAGCAUUUCUUUGAACUGAAAGCAUCUCCUGAGCAUUUUAUUUGCUCCCACUCCACAGCAGACUGUUCCUCUCCUCAGACUCUACUCUGGGUGCUCUUGCACGUUAAUUAUUACAGCAGAACCCAAACACAUGCACAGAAUUCUUUUUGUGAAACAUAUCUGUUCUACUGAGGAUGUGUUUGCAGCGAUACUAAUUAUAUUGAUACAAGGAGAAAUUAUGAAUGUUAAUCAUGUACCUAAGGGCUAAGAUUUCUAGUAGGAGAAACGACUCAAAUGUGACCCCUUUGCCCUUUGAGAAGAUGCUUGAUGUUCCUUUAUGUACAAAUCUUGGAAGCAUUAAAACUAUGCACUUAUAAUUAAACAAAUUAAUGGCUUACAAUUAAAUAAAAUAAUCAAGCACUGUGAA